Cicer arietinum (chickpea) is the source of this 664-nucleotide messenger RNA. RefSeq lists its product as uncharacterized. The record is from RefSeq and is a predicted model, not a curated record. Gene Ontology annotation, cellular component: U2 snRNP; precatalytic spliceosome. NCBI's taxonomy places the organism in Eukaryota, Viridiplantae, Streptophyta, Magnoliopsida, Fabales, Fabaceae. Gene Ontology annotation, biological process: mRNA splicing, via spliceosome.
UAUUUUAUACAACCAUUAUUUGAACACACCAAAAUCUACUAAUGAGGUGAGAGAAAACGUUUUAAUAAUAUAAAAAGCAAAUUUCUCAAUUUUAUAGGUAAGAAAGAAUCGUUUAUUUAUACCUAAUUCAACGAGUUUAACUAAAGAGGUUUGGAGCAAAUAGCGAGUAAGGUUGGUUUCCGAAGUCAAGGCAAUAUGCAGGCGAGUGAUAGGUUUAACAUCAAUUCCCAACUCGAGCAUCUCCAAGCUAAAUAUGUCGGAACUGGUCAUGCUGAUAUGAACAGAUUUGAAUGGGCAGUUAACAUUCAGCGUGAUAGCUAUGCAUCUUAUAUUGGCCAUUAUCCUUUACUCUCCUACUUUUCUAUUGCUGAAAAUGAAUCUAUUGGAAGACAACGCUACACUUUUAUGCAGAAAAUGCUCCUGCCUUGUGGUCUGCCUCCCGAAAGAGAAGAAGAUUAGAAUUACUGUUGGGAUUACAAAAGGAUUCGACUGUUUGUUGUACCGUUUAAUCUGAUUGAAGAAACAUACGUGUUUGUUUAGUGAUUGUUCUAUCAUUUAUCUUAAGUUUGUAGUUGCUUAAACUUUGGUUGUUAUUAAUAUAUGUGGAUGUGAAAACUAGAUUACGAGACAAUAUUUUAUUUUACGUGAAUUAUUUUUUAUUGGA